Messenger RNA from Leptidea sinapis, 1187 nucleotides. Its product is annotated as NAD-dependent protein deacylase sirtuin-5, mitochondrial-like. The transcript has 4 exons. Lineage: Eukaryota; Metazoa; Arthropoda; Insecta; Lepidoptera; Pieridae. Bases 85 to 951 code for a protein of 288 amino acids. The record is from RefSeq and is a predicted model, not a curated record. Gene Ontology annotation, molecular function: protein-succinyllysine desuccinylase activity; NAD+ binding; protein-malonyllysine demalonylase activity.
UCUAGUGUCAUUAUUCUAAGAUGUUUACUUUUAUUUGAUAAGUUUAUACAUACAUGAAUUUAUUUUCAUAAUCAUUAAUUAAGUAUGCAAAAUAAUGUAGGAGUUCUAUGUAAAUUAGCAGUUCAUAAUAAAAAUAUCAUCAUGGCUGUCAGACAAUCCAGCGACAUGGCAAAAUUCAAACAAUGUUUAAAAGAAGCCAAACAUAUAGUUGUCUUAUCAGGAGCCGGUAUCAGUGCAGAAUCAGGAAUCCCAACCUUUAGAGGUGCUGGUGGAUACUGGAGGAAGUAUGAGGCAUCUUCCCUGGCCACUCCAGGGGCUUUUAAAAACAGUCCAAGUCUGGUGUGGGAGUUUUAUCAUUAUAGGAGAGAAGUGGCUGCAAAAGCACAACCUAAUGCGGGUCAUAUUGCAAUUGCAAACUAUGAAUUAAGGAACUGUAAAGAUAAAACUGUAACAGUUAUAACACAGAAUGUUGAUGGCCUUCAUGCUAGAGCUGGCACACAAAACCUCAUAGAACUGCAUGGGAAUCUGUACAAGACUCGCUGUACUAAGUGCAAGGAAGUUCUAAUAAAUAAUGAUAGCCCAAUCUGUGAGGCAUUAGCUAACCGUGGAGCACCUGAUUCCAAAAUUGUUGGUUCAGAUAUACCUGUGAAAAGUUUACCUCACUGUAAGAAGUGUGAUGGCUUGUUAAGACCACAUAUCGUUUGGUUUGGUGAAAGUCUGGAGCCUACGGUGUUACAGAAAGCUGGUGAGGUGAUGGAGGAUUGUGAUGUAUGUUUGGUUGUGGGCACGUCAUCUGUGGUAUACCCCGCCGCUAUGUUCGCGCCCCAGGCUGCCGCCAGAGGCGCUGUCGUAGCAGAGUUUAAUAUAGAACCAACACCAGCCACUACUAGUUUCCAUUACUAUUUCCAAGGACCUUGUGGGUCCACAUUACCAGAAGCUUUGAGUGAUUAAAUGGAAAUGUACAAAAGGAACAUUUAAAAUUGGAUUUUUAUAUAUUUAAAUUAUGGGCCUUGUUUCAUAGAUGUUAACAAAAUGUUUUCUUGAGUUAGCUAAGUAUUCAAAAUGGUUUUUGUCAACUAAUUAAAUUAAAUAAAAAUGUUAAAACUCUUUACAGAAUUAAUUUAAAUAUAUUAUAUAACUUAUAAUACUAUGUAGAUAUGUACAAGAAUUAAAUGUUUCAAGAUGUU